This is a messenger RNA of Nothoprocta perdicaria, 4173 nucleotides long. RefSeq names its product torsin 1A interacting protein 2 (gene TOR1AIP2). The transcript is spliced from 6 exons. The record is from RefSeq and is a predicted model, not a curated record. Gene Ontology annotation, cellular component: membrane. Gene Ontology annotation, molecular function: ATPase activator activity. Lineage: Eukaryota; Metazoa; Chordata; Aves; Tinamiformes; Tinamidae. Bases 208 to 1791 code for a protein of 527 amino acids. Gene Ontology annotation, biological process: membrane organization.
UAUCGCCCCUCCGCUCGGCUCUGCCACCUGGACCGGCUCCAAAGCACCCGUCCUUACUGCAAUUCCUGGGGCCCCGAAGGGAUGGUGUCUGCCUGCAGGGUGGGAUGUGCUCCGCCACUCAAGCCCUGGGGGAACAAGUCUGCUUAUGAGCGAAGCAGAAAGUGAAACUGARCGGUGCAGAGCCCACGCCUCCAGGAGCGCAGGAAGAUGGAGGAGAAUCCAAGGGUGGACCUCUGGGGAGCAAAGGCAGCCCAGAGUGAGGUGGAGAGCAAAGCAGAGCAUCCUGCCCAUGAAGAGACCCCUCCAGAAACACUUGGUCACCAAGUGACAAGCAGCUGUCCGGGCCCCUCCUGCAAACCAGAGAAGGAUGCUUCAGUGGGCGAAUCAUCAACUACUGAUGAGGAUGAGGUGACAGACUCAGGGCUGGCUGGCCCUACCAGAGAGAAGGUCCUGCAAGAAACCAAAGAGACAUUGGAAGAAUCUGAGAAGACAGGAGAUGGUGCCUCAGAAAUACCCCAGGCAGAAGAUGACAUGGAUGGAGGCAGGCUAGUCCAAGAUAAAACAGAGAGCAAAGGAGAGAGCCCUGUCCAACAGGAAACAGAUGGGCAACAGGAGACAGACAGGCAACACAAGAGCUCCCACAGGCCAAAGGAAGAUGAUUUUUCCAUAGACAAGUCAAUACACUCCAACAGUGAAAGAAGAUAUUCAGGUCUGACUGCCACAGAAGGUGUCACCAGUGGCCUCUUGGCAGAGGARAGCACCAGUGCCCCUCUCCUAGAUGAGGGACCAGAGCAUAGAGAGCAAGAAACUCCAGAGAGCAAAUCCCAUGGCAYGCUAAGGAACAGACGUGGGACGGAAGGACACACAACACAAAAGUCAGAGGCUCAGUCCUGCCUGCAGAAUGUCACCCCMCAAAACACCAAGCAGGAGAUGGCUAAAAUGUCCUUCUUGCUGAAAGGUGAGGAACAGAAGCUUCCCUUGCGGGUUACUCAUCGACCAGAAGGCASUGAUCCUCCACGAACAAGGCUUGUCCUCGUGCUCUCCGUACUGUUCAUCAUUGUCAUCUUCCGCUUCGGCAUCCUGGCCUCCAAGUCCCAGCAAGUCCCCACAAAUCCCAUAGUGGAGGCCUUCCUCUCCCAGUUCAAUGAGCUGCAGAACARGUUCCCAGGGCAGAACCCCCACCUGUGGCUUCGGGGGCGCAAGUUCCUGCAGAAGCACCUCAAUGCGUCUCACCACACCGAACCAGCCAUCAUCAUGUUCACRGCCGCACGCGAGGGCAAGAGGACCUUGCAGUGCCUUUCAGCCCAUGUGGCUGACACCUACGCAGCCGCCUUGCAUGCCAGCACAGUCCACAUCCAUGGCACGGAUAAAUUCGGGCUCCAGAGCGACCAUGCCAAGCUGGAGGUGGACAAAGAGCUGAGCUCAGCUUUCCAGGCGGGGGGCCGUGCUGCAGUGAUACACCGCUUCGAGUUGCUGCCCCCAGGGGCCACCCUCAUCUUCUACAAGUACUGUGACCAUGAAAGCGCAGCGUUCAAGGAUGUGGCCCUGCUGCUGACUGUGUUGCUGGAGGAGGAGACGCUGGAGACCCACAUCAGCCUCCCUCAGGUGGAGGAGAGAGUCAGGGACUUCCUCUGGGCCAAGUUCACUGAYGAUGGUGCCCCUAGCUCCCACAACCACAUGGACACUGACAAGCUGAGCGGGCUGUGGAGUCGCAUCUCCCACCUGGUCCUCCCGAUCCAUCCGGUCCAGACCAUCGAGAAGGGAGGCUGCCGCCCAUACACCAAACCCUAGGCGAGGGCUGCUCUGGGGAAGGGCUGGGUGUCCCCUCCCGGCUGCCCAGGCCAGACAGAGACACAAACAAGUGCAACGCUCACUUUAUAACACCCCAGUGCUAUUUCUUUUCUACUUGUUUUUUCUCACCUUGCUGGGAAGAGUUUGACAUGUAGAAGGGAAUCCAGCUCUUCCAGCCUUGCAGGUAACAAAUUGCAUGCUGCCUUCCAAAGGGCAGGGAGAACUGACAUUUCCAGCUGCUAAUUGCACAUGAGGACACUAUUGCCACUGUGCAGGGGGCAAGAGGGGGAAGUACUUGGCAGGUAGCGUUUCUGUCUGCAAACACUGUCCUUGGAGCAGAGUGCAGAACAUUAGCAUUACACCAGAAAGAUAUUUCAGCUCAGUAGCUCUUUUGUACCUCCUCUGUUUGCUAACACCCAAGCACACCAGUGUCACAAUUGCCAUCACCUACACUAUUUCUCUACCUUUGAUUGAGAAUAUCCAGUGGGAGGUCGAAUCCCUUAACGUCCACACUUUGAAGUCAGGCUUCCAAAAGGAAAAUCAGGAUUGAUGAACAGUCGUAGCUUGUGAUAGUUCUGGGUAUGGCCAGUUUUUCCUGAUAAAAUUCCACUUGUACAGACUGACCUGCACCACAGGAAGACCUGAUCCUAAACAUAGCAAGUUCAAACAAACCUGCAAUUCAAAAAUCCUCACACAUCAAUUAAAAAUUAUCUCAGAUUGUCCGCACCUAAAUAGUUGACUAGACAGGGGAAUCAUGUGGUAUGACUCUUGUGUCAGAGAAUACAAGGCUACAAAAAAUCUCUUGAGGUUGAUGCAUUUGCUUUGGUGCUAUGCGACAGGAACCUCUCUCCGUGCACAGGGCAGAAACCAUGAGAGUCAUUACUGCUCUUUUCUGCUGCACACAGAGAGGCUGGGUGUGUCCUCAGGACCAGGGCAGGAGCGUGUGGAUGAGACACUGUCUGAUGCCCACCUGGACUUUGCCAGGKUGCAUCAGUGCACACUACACUGAGCCCAGGGACCAUAAGUUUUUGCAGCCUGGCUGCCUCCCAACUUUCUUUCCCUGUUUUGGCCUGCGCCUCCCCAGCUAAAUUUACUGAUGAAUGUAGACAUUAAUAUAGGUAUUUAUGUCAAACGACAGAGCAACCAGGUCACUGCUCACUAUGGACACCUUUGCCUUCUUGCCAGGCAGCUGGUGCCCUGAUCUGGUCUAAGGAUGGCUAGGACAGAGCUGAUGGUAGCUGGUAAAGAUGAAAUCUCUGUCAUUAACACUAGAAGCCCUCAACUAAGCAGGUUGAUUUCUUAUUGGGCUUCCUGAGCUCCAUGAAGAGAAAUACAAGUCCUAUAAUCCCUGUGUUGCUCCUGCAUGCUAAAUGUCUGCACAAGUUUUAAGCUGGAGCCACUAACUCAAGGAAAAUCUGGGGUAAGUGCAGGUUAAAGCAUUUAAUAACACAAGAAUCAGCUCCAGAUGUCAGCCCCUGGUGCCUACAAUCACGCUAGAAAAGUGAGCAGCUGUAGGAAAGGACGCCUGCUAGAAAAGGAGCAGGGUUUAUUUCCAUCUAAACAGCAUAGGCUAAGGCCUUGCGAAGGCCUAGAGUUGAGUAAGACACAAAUCAAGAACACUCAAGUAAAGCUGCAUUUUAGUGCUCCUUACAGCAACCAGGCCUUUAUGUUGACUGGGUCUCCUACCAAUGGUGCCUUGUUGAUCUGUCCUCACUGAGGGCUCAGCUGAGGCACAGUCACUCAUCCCAAUGCCUAGAAUCACAGCCUGUCUCCUUCCUUCCACRUGCCUUGUCCUCUCUUGGGGGAUCUGGGGCAAUGAACUUGGAGAAGGGGUUUAAACAAAGGAAGAGCAGGUUGCUAUUUCAAAUUCCAACCAAAGAUUUGUUUCUUUACAUUGUCAAUCACAUGCCAACAAAACUCAGGACAAUUGCCCCUUUUUUUUUUCUACAGAUGGUAAAAUUUUACUCACUAGCCUGAUCUAACUGAACAGCUGGGGCUAUUGCUCAGUUUAUCUCCCACUGCAGACUGAGCUAAGUUCCUGCUGCAAAGCUAAGCACUAGUGUGAAGUGGUUCAUACAGGUUAUAACGAUAACAAACACUGGGCUAGACAAGAAAACUGCCUGCUGGAGUCCAGCAUCACAAGGGGCCAACUCAAAACAUGCUUUUGUGCAAGAUAAGAGCAAGAACCAAUUUGGUUGCUUCAUCCCCUUCCUCCCUAUCAUUGCUCUACACUAUUUUCUUUUCCUCUCUCUACAUUUCAUAGCAAUGAUGUAGAACUGGCAGAGCAUUAAUCACGUUAUGUUAACAUCUUUAAGGAAAUGACUAUUUAAAAAGCUAUCUCGCUAACAGUUUUCUGAGUUUGUAAUGCAUAGCCAAGUUAUG